AUGUAUAAAUAAAAUGAUUAUCUGUAAGGAUGGGAUAUUGAGUAAUCUGUGGAUUCUGAGGAAAGCGAAAAAAAAGAAGUCACUCAGAUUUCCAACAUAACGAAAACUCAACCAUCAGAUAGGCUAAGCUUUAAAAAGUUAUUCUUAAAGAGUCCUUAACUUUCACCCAUAAGAGUCAAUCCUCCAAAUCAUUAAACAACUCCACUGAGGGAAUCAAUAAAAGAAAGGUUUGUGUUUGUUAAUCAAUUAAUCAAUAAGAAAUAUGAUGUGAACAAAGGAUGUGAUUAUGAUAUUGAGCAAUCUCAUCAUGCAUUUAAUAUAAAAUUGCAUUAACCAAUCAACAUUGCAAAUUUACGAAUAAAAUUGAAUGCUCUUCCAAAAUAACCAUAACAUACGAAAGCAUACACUCAGAACUAAUUGUAAGCGAUGAUGCAGUUAAAACGCAGAAACUUGUAUUUGAGAUCGGUACUCAAAAAAGUUUGUCAUGAGAGUGAUGAACGGUAUUCUAAUCAUCAAAAAGGUCAGCAACAGGAAAUCUUUCUCGGUUAUCGAUACAUGGAUGAAGAUCUGCAGAAAUUGUAGAGUCCAAGCAACAGCAUGAAUCUCUAGUAAGUCAUUGUUUAUUAUAUCUAGAUAGCAAUCCCGUAAGAAUAGCAACAGAAGACCUGUAAAGGUGAAGCAAUAAUUGUGAGCUUAAUUAACUUUAUUUUAUAUAUUUUUUUGAUUAAAGAUAUUAAAUAAAUUAUUUAUUUGAAAUGGUAAAGAAGGAGAAGGGAAAGCCCAACCCUUUGGGUGAAGUUAGCAGAGAUUACACCAUCAAUCUUCACAAAAGGUGGUUCAUAAGGAAACAUUUCAAAAAAAAGGCCCCAAAAGCUGUCUCUUAUAUUGUUAAUUUCGGCAAGAAAGAAUAUGCUCACAGAAGAUGUCAGAAUCGACCCAUCUUUGAAUGAGGCUGUUUGGGCUAGAGGAAUCAGAAAUCUGCCCAGGAGAAUCAGAGUCAGAUUACAAAGAAAGAAGAAGGAGGAAGAUGAUGGAAAAGGCAAAUAUUAUACACUUGCUCAACAUGUUCCUGUUGAUACAUUCGAUGGCUUAAAAACAGAAAUCACCAAGUCAUAAUGAUCACAUUACAAUAUAUUAAUAUUAAAAUAUAAUAAUCAGUUAAUGCUAAAUAAAA
Molecule: messenger RNA, 1174 nt
Organism: Paramecium tetraurelia
Lineage: Eukaryota; Ciliophora; Oligohymenophorea; Peniculida; Parameciidae
Exons: 3
Biological process (GO): cytoplasmic translation
Cellular component (GO): ribosome; cytosolic large ribosomal subunit
Molecular function (GO): structural constituent of ribosome
Source: RefSeq, a predicted model, not a curated record